Auxenochlorella protothecoides is the source of this 1074-nucleotide messenger RNA. Its product is annotated as Ribosome biogenesis regulatory protein-like protein. Gene Ontology annotation, molecular function: protein binding. Gene Ontology annotation, cellular component: nucleus; preribosome, large subunit precursor; nucleolus. Gene Ontology annotation, biological process: ribosomal large subunit biogenesis; ribosomal large subunit export from nucleus; endonucleolytic cleavage in ITS1 to separate SSU-rRNA from 5.8S rRNA and LSU-rRNA from tricistronic rRNA transcript (SSU-rRNA, 5.8S rRNA, LSU-rRNA). Bases 1 to 1074 code for a protein of 357 amino acids. Lineage: Eukaryota; Viridiplantae; Chlorophyta; Trebouxiophyceae; Chlorellales; Chlorellaceae. The transcript has 5 exons. The record is from RefSeq and is a predicted model, not a curated record.
AUGGCAGAAGGACCCGUAAAAGUCACCCCCGCUGAGCUGGGGCUCGGCCCCAGCGAGGAAAUAGAUGCGAGACUGGAGUUUGACCUUGGGAAUCUUUGUGCCUACGACCCCAGUCCCGUGGAUGCGGAAGCCUACGCCCGGGACGCCUCCGGUGCUUGCGCCUCCACGGCAUCCCGCAUCAUGCAGGCGCUGGUGGGCCGACUCUUCGCCCUGCCCUCAGAGCCCGCCGACGUGGGCCGCAUCGCAGAACUACCAGCCCCCACCACAGCCUUGCCCCGGGAGAAGCCAAUACCCAGGCCCAGGCCUCCCACCAAGUGGGAGCUGUUUGCCAAGAAGAAGGGCAUCACCAAACACAAGCGCAGUAAGCUGGUGCUGGACGAGACCAGCGACACAUUCAAGAGGAGGCACGGGUACAGCAAGGCCAACGACCCGGCGGCCGUCCCCAUCAUUGAUGCCAAGGAUGGCGAAGACGUGGGCGAUGACCCCUUCUCCAAGCAGAAGCGUGAUAAGAAGGCACGGGUGGCCAAGCAGGAGAAGGCGCAGCUGGCCAAUCUGAAGGCGGCUGCCAAGAGCGGGGGCAAGGGGGCCCUGCCGCCCACGUUGAGGCUGGCGGCCGCCCUGCCAGAGCAUGGGCGGGGCCGGCCGGUGCGCCACAAGGACUACAAGCAGGAGCUGAAAGCGGCGACGCGGCAGGCAGCCAUCUCCACGGCGUCGCUGGGGAGACACGAUCGUGUGGUUGCUGGUGAGAAUGUGGCGGACCGGAAGCUGCCGGGCAAGAGGAAGAAGCUGCCCCCCGUGGCUAACAAGGACGGAGGCGAGCGGACCUCCCAGAGCAAGCUGGUCGACCACAUCCUGCGGAAAAACGCCGACGACAUCGUGGAUGUGGGCCGCGCGAUCGGCAAAUUUGAGAGCGCUGCGCGGGAGGACCGCCACCGCAUGAAGAUGAAGGGCGCCAACAAGAAGGGGCGCAUCAGCAAGGGCGCGGGGGCGCCCACCGGCAAGACCAAGGCCGGAGGCGUGGCGAAGAAGGGCGGGCGGGAGGGCAGUGCCAAGAGUCGGGGCAAGAAGGCGUGA